Symbiodinium pilosum is the source of this 614-nucleotide messenger RNA. Lineage: Eukaryota; Dinophyceae; Suessiales; Symbiodiniaceae. The record is from the annotation of a GenBank genome assembly.
GUGGCAUUGUCAUUCCCAUUCCCUUUUUCAACGAGGUAAAGAUUGCAUUCAAGGGCUCGUGCAUAUACCAGAUCAAUGACACUGUGAGCGAUCCGACAGCUGCUCUUGCCAAGGUGGGAGUUCCAGCAGAGUCUAGUACUUACAUAUGCCAGGUCAUCGAAGAGACCUGUGGACCUGUGAGGUGCGCGGCCCCAAGUGGAGCUUGCCACGAACAGCUGAAGAUACCCUUCAACACUACGGAGGAGUGCAGGUCCUACUAUGACAGCCUGCCAUACCGCUGUGCAUCAGACGAUGACACUUCGCGGGGAAAUUCGCAGAGCUGCCGACUGCUUCACAGGCAUCUUGCAGGCAUUGCAGAGGAACAGGCCUUGCACCACUGCUCACACGUGGGUCCUGAAAGCGACGGCAAGUGUGACAUCAGCGACUGCCCGAACGCACUCUACUGCAGAGAUCCUCAGUGCAUUAUUCGGGGCUACUGCACUCAGGACUCCAACUUUGUCAUGAGCUGCGCCUGGAAUUACAGUCCCGGUGCUAUCCUUGUCAACUCAGCCGAGCUGCUACAGCACGUUUGGCUCGGGCUCCAGGCCAUCAUCGCGUAUACCUUUUUCAGGUGA